AUGUUUCAAUAUUGUUUUAGAUUUAAAAUCUCCAGAGAGGAUGAGAUAAACUUACAAGUAAAUUUACAAGGUUAUAAACGCAGCAAGCAAAUUUUUACACCAAAGCGUUACAUGGAAACAAAGAAGCGUAAAAAUCCUUUUCAAGCAAUGACAUCAGCAAGAGCCAUUGCUGGUUCAUUCUCUGAUGAAGAAGCUACGAAUAAAAAAUCAUCUCAAUAA
Molecule: messenger RNA, 219 nt
Organism: Clunio marinus
Lineage: Eukaryota; Metazoa; Arthropoda; Insecta; Diptera; Chironomidae
Source: the annotation of a GenBank genome assembly